GGCGGCGGUUUCCGGCGGCGGCGGACACUUCCCGCGGAGGGACCGUCCCGUGGCACCUGGUGGGCCGAGGGGGACGCGGCGGGCCGGGAGCGGCGGCGAUGGACGACCACAGUCUGGACGAGUUCCGCCGGCGCUGGCAGGAGGAGCUGGCGCAGGCCCAGGCGCUGAGGAAGCGGCGGCGGCCCGAGGCUACCGAGCGGCGGCCGCGGCGGCCCGAGGUGGUCCCUGGGCGCGGCGAGCAGCAGGCCUCGGGGUACCUGGCGCUGGCCCAGGGCCUUUUGGAGGGCGCAGGGCGGCCCCCGGCGGCGCGGGCGACCCGGGCCGAGAGGCAGGAGGCGGCGAGCCGUUCCCGCUCCCCUCCGGCCCGCGAGGCUGCCGGCGGCGGGGAGCAGCUGGUGGACCAGCUCAUCCGGGACCUGAAUGAAAUGGAUGACGUGCCCUUCUUUGAUAUCCAACUGCCUUACGAGUUGGCAAUCAAUAUAUUUCAGUAUCUGGACAGAAAAGAACUAGGAAGGUGCGCGCAGGUGAGCAAGACGUGGAAGGUGAUUGCAGAAGAUGAAGUACUCUGGUACAGGCUGUGCCAGCAGGAAGGGCACCUUCCCGAGAGCAGCAUCUCCGAUUAUUCUUGCUGGAAGCUCAUCUUCCAAGAGUGCCGAGCCAAGGAACACAUGUUAAGAACCAACUGGAAGAAUCGCAAAGGCGCCGUGAGUGAGCUGGAACACAUUCCUGACGCAGUUUUAUGUGAUGUGCAUUCUCACGAUGGUGUUGUCAUUGCUGGAUAUACAUCAGGGGACGUGAGGGUGUGGGACACCCGCACCUGGGACUACACAGCCCCCUUCCUGGAAUCGGACUAUGAGGAGGAUGAGCCUGGAAUGCAGCCAUAUGUCUCCUUUGUGAGGAUAAACAGCUCGCUGGCGGUAGCAGCUUAUGAGGAUGGAUUUCUUAAUAUUUGGGAUCUAAGGACUGGAAGGUAUCCUAUUCAUCGUUUUGAGCAUGAUGCAAGAAUACAAGCACUAGCCCUCAGCCAGGAAGAUGCAACUGUUGCCACAGCUUCUGCUUUUGAUGUCGUAAUGUUAUGCCCCAAUGAGGAGGGAUAUUGGCAAAUAGCUGCAGAAUUUGAAGUUCAGAAACUGGUUGACUACCUUGAAAUAGUUCCAGAUACUGGAAGGUAUCCUGUGGCAGUAGCCACUGCUGGAGAUCUGGUAUACCUGCUAAAAGCCGAAGACUCUGCCAGAACCCUCCAUUAUGUCUACGGGCAGCCUGUCACAUGUCUGGAUGUCUCCGCCAACCAGGCUGCUUUUGGUGUGAAGAGUCUGGGAUGGGUGUACGAAGGAAACAAGAUCCUGGUGUACAGCCUGGAAGCAGAACGCUGCCUCUCGAAGCUGGGCAACGCGCUUGGCGACUUCACCUGCGUCAACCUCCGGGACAGCCCUCCCAAUCUCAUGGUCAGUGGCAACAUGGACAGGAGGGUGAGGAUCCACGACCUCCGCACUGACACGAUCGCCCUGUCCAUCUCUGCCCACCAGCUCGGAGUCUCUUCAGUCCAGAUGGACGACUGGAAGAUUGUCAGUGGGGGCGAGGAGGGCCUGGUCUCCGUGUGGGAUUAUCGGAUGAACCAGAAGCUGUGGGAGGUGCACUCCAGGCACCCCGUGCGGCACAUCUCCUUCAACUGCCACAGCCUCAUCACGGCCCACGUGCCCUACGAGAGGGUGGUGCGCAAUGCCGACCUGGACAACUUCGUCACCCACCGGAGACACCGGGGGCUGAUCCAGGCCUACGAGUUUGCAGUGGACCGGCUGGCCUUUCAGAGCACUGUGCCCAUCUGCCGUUCGUCCUGUGACACCAUACCCGGUUACAACUAUGACCUGGCGCUUGCCUUUCCCUGUGACAACAUUUAGGGAAUUGUCUCAUUUGGGAGCUGUGAGAAACAUGGGAAGAACCAAUUCUGUGUAUUUUAGAACUACAGAGGAGUACCUCACCAGGCUUUAAGUGUUGGGGGAAGAAAGCAACUGCAGGGUGCGCUUACGUGACCCCACAUACUCCUCUACUGCCUUUGCUUUUUCUCCUUUGCCAAUUCAUUUUUCUCCAGCUGCGUUUGUCAGGGCUCGUUUCAUCUUACUCUGUUCUCACUCUCUCUCUCAUGGCUUUGAGUACCACACACUGAUGGCUCAGAUUUAUACCUCCUUACCCCAUGCAGCCCUGCAUCUGCUCCCCACCUGUCUCAGGAGUGUCCCCCCGGCCCAAGCUGGGACCUCCCCACAUCACUCUGUACACGGCACACAGCCCCUGCUCCAGCUCUCAGAGACGGCCCUUCUGCACCCCUGCGCCAGCCUGCUCAUCCUCUUGCCAGUUGCCGCACCCUUUCUUCUUCGGGGGCCUCUGGACAUCCUAGUCCCUGAGCCCUUGGAUCUGAGACCAAGAAUUCAACUCUGGGUCGUCUUCUCUCACACCACCACCCAACCUGCGAGAGCAGCCCUUUUUCCUGGUAGAUUUUAACACGGUUAUAAUUAUAUAUUUAUACAACUACUUCAUUAAUAACUGUUUUGCUUACUAUUGUGUCUGCGAUGCACGAUACCAAGUAGACACUUUCUACGUACCGUAAACACCCAUCCUCCGCGUGGGGUUGAAGGUGAUGGGUUCUGGAGCAGAGAGUGAGAAGGAAGGGGAGAGAGCGGAGGGACCAUCACGUUCAACCACCGUGGGGCAGCACGAGAGACCCCUUCAGUGCGAUAACUAGCUUCCAUUUCCAAGGAUUAAGAGGGCAAACCCUGGCAUGACUCGUGAUUUAGCCUGUCGUGAGCAGCACCCGCCAUCUAAUGCACCUUCCAAAUAGCAACGCAAAGAGCUGAUGGAUGGAUGGAGCUACUCAGCGAAACAAAGGCCACGCCCCUGGUGCAUGAUUCAGAGGACUCACUUGAUACAAUUUAUAAGCGUGACACACACAGUGGGUGUAGAUAGAUAGAUAGGAUUCUGUCCCUUUUCAAAUACCCACAAAACAUGCAUAAAAAACGACCAUGUAUGAAAGCCACAAGGAAAAUCUCAGAUUACACAAGAGCAAUACGAGACAGGUCCAAUCCAGUGCCCCAGUCCCAAUGCGGUACGAUUAGAAAUCCACAAAAAGCUAAACAAAAACAUACACCUGGAAGCCCCAGGCACUCCUGAAUUAACUCGGUUUUAAACAGGGAAAGAAAGAAAAAUGGAAAAUAGAAACUCUCUAGACCAGGGUGAUAGUGGAAGCACUGAACACCAAGACCCAGGAGACGAGGCCCGAAUGGGCGGGGAGACGUCAUGACUUUAUAGAAAAUAAGACAGAAAAUCAAUGUGCUAAGCUGUCACCCCAGAAAGCUUAAAAAAGGUCACAGUGAUCCCAAACAAAGUAGAAAGAAAGAGUUAAAUCCUUCUUUAAAGGAGUUAGUUAAAGAAGGAUAAAAAUACACAUGAAUGAACUAGAAAACCAACAAAUAGUGAAGUUGAUCAUAAAGCCGAAAGCAGGUGUUUGGAAAGACAAAAUAUACAACUCUUGAUAAAGGAAAAAAAGGCACAAGGGACUAUCAAACCGAGUAUUUUCAGCAUGGGGAUAACUUCUCACUGAUCCAAGAGCAACGUGAAGCUUUCCUGCUGUUCACAAGCGUGCACGGUUGGGAAAUGCACCACUACGCGGAGUCCUAGAACUUUUUGAGUCGUGAGGGUUUUGGAAGGCUUUUCAAAUUAAGAUCCUCAGUCAUAAAAAAAUCCACAUCCAACUAGACAGAGCCACAUAGAGAGCCGCGACUGGGCACCAUCUCCCCAGUCCCGAGAGCACUGCUUUCCUUCAGGCUGCCUUCCCGGGAAGGCAGCUGUGUCAGGAGGGUUUUCUGCUUCCUUUCAGAAAACCCAGUUACUUCGUAAAUGAAGCCAAUCUGCAGUUGGCGAAUGAAGUAUGUACUUUAUUUACGCUCGCUGCCUUGUGGUGCUCUGACCCCCUAGUGACCUCGCUUUAAACGGUUUUUCACCUCUCACAGUCUUAAUGCAGCUGGACCACUGCGGAAAGUUUAUUUUUCCUUUUAAGAAGCAGCCCCUUCCAGUCUCAUUUCACAGUUCAUUUUGCAGAUACAUUCUCCCUCCUAGCUUUGCAGGAAUUAUGGGUAAUGGAAGAGUUCAAAAGAAAUUAGACCCAGAAAAUUUUACUGAAAGUAAAAACAGUUUUAAACUACUUUCAUUCACUGCCAACUGCUGGUCCAGUGUAAAUGUUACAAGCAUAGGGUUUUUCCUCCCAGCCUGUUGAUAACAUCUCCCAUUCAUGAAAACCACCUGGGUUUUGUGAAGGACUUUAUUGGACCCAAAUAAUCUCCAAGCACACCAAGUUCAGUCAGUGUUUUUUGCUGUAAACCUUACAUUCUGGAAGAAAUAGCCUGAUGGGGAAAGGAUCAAAGUUCCUUUAUGAACCAACAUUUACCAGUGGCUUAAAAAAAAUCUUGGCCCAUGCCCACCCCCGUCUGCUCAUCUCAUCUUACCUUUGUCCCCGUUGGCUAUUUUGUGGGAGCUUCUUUGCAAGUUCUGAGUGAGUUCUUAGUUGAUUUAUCGUCUCCUUUUCUUCUGUAUCUCUUCUGCUUUUCAAACUCGGGUCCCACUUCUCCCCUAAAGACAGAAGAGACUCUGAUAUGCCGCUGGGGGAGCCAGAGGGCCAAACACCAGAAAUCUCUGUCCUAUCUUAAAACAUUGUAUGACUUUGCUUUCUGCUUUAUAACAUGUCCACGUUGGUUCUAGUAUUAAAUUUUUAAAAUGUA
Molecule: messenger RNA, 4766 nt
Organism: Balaenoptera musculus (blue whale)
Lineage: Eukaryota; Metazoa; Chordata; Mammalia; Artiodactyla; Balaenopteridae
Gene: FBXW8
Product: F-box and WD repeat domain containing 8
Exons: 11
Coding region: 99-1898 (599 amino acids)
Biological process (GO): cilium assembly; protein ubiquitination
Cellular component (GO): centriole; ciliary basal body; Cul7-RING ubiquitin ligase complex
Molecular function (GO): protein binding
Source: RefSeq, a predicted model, not a curated record